CGGAGACCGCGAAAAGAACGAUACCCUCAUUUGCCCACGGCCUCUUGCAUAUCAUUUUACGAAGCGUUUAGAGCCAUAUUUCGGAAUUCAGAAGAUUUUCUGAUCCCUAGAUCCCCUCGUGUACCGCAAUAACCAACAUAAACCAACUGAUUCUGCAGCCAUGGACGAGCUGUUAGCCAAACACCGCAAGGAACAAAAAGAUCUGCAAGCAAAAAUCACACAGAAAAAGAAGUCUGCCACCAAGAAGACCCGCAAAGGCAUCAACGAUGAAUGCGAUCGACUGCAGAGGGAACUCACCGAUCGACAACAGGCACAGAUUGCGGAACUGAACGGCGAGUCCGUGAAUGGGAUCGAAGAUCUGAGCAUCAGCAAUGAAAAGUCCGAUGAUGAGUCGACGAGCAAAGACGAAGUCAAUGACUUCCUAGAUAACUCCUCGACCACCAUGACAGUGACUCCAUCGCCCCCGAGCAGUGGCAGCAGCACGACUACCGCCACCCCGGAGCCGUCCGGGCCUCGUCCUAAGAAGCCGAAUCGGCAGAAGGCGCGUCUUGCGCGCCGUGCCGCGGAGCAGGCGGCCCAGUCAGCAAUCGCAGCAGAGGAGGCCGCAAAUCAGACGGAUCAUCGGGGCAACGAGAAGGAGGUCAUGGAUGCCGUGUUCAAACGUUUGCAGCUGAAGGAGAUCGAGAUCAACCCGGAUGGACACUGUCUGUAUUCUGCUAUUGCGAGUCAAUUGGACGAGAUGGGUCUAGGCCUCAAGCCGGAUCCUAAGAGGAUGGUUCUCCAAGCUCCUACUCAGUCGCGGGUGGAUACGGUGACUUUCCCAAAGCACGAUGGGUAUCGGGCAGUCCGUGCAGUCGCGGCAGACUUCAUUGUCGAACACAAGGAUGACUUUGAAGCGUUCAUGGAGGAGCCGCUCGAUCAAUAUGCCCGGAAGAUCAAGCUGACAGCCGAAUGGGGUGGACAACUUGAACUACAGGCGCUUGCGAGGGCGUACGGCGUUGAAAUCAACGUGAUACAAGGCGAUGGAAGAAUCGAAAAGAUAGAGCCAGGCGAGACUGACGGACUCGAUGACCAUGAGAAGAGUAGACGGGUCAUCUGGUUGGCAUACUACAGACAUACAUAUGGGCUUGGGGAGCACUACAAUGCACUUUCGAAGCAGUCAUAGAAAGAAAGCCAGAAGCGAGUGUCAAUUGAGAAAAUCAGACCAGUGGAUCCAUCAAGGGUUUGACUAAAUCCUGAUGAUGUGUAUCCCCGUCUUGAAUAACGAAUACCGGACCGCGAGCGUUCUACCGACGGCGCCAAAUAGAGACUCGAUCUUGAAUCACCCCGUCACUGUCUUUACCACUUUCAUGUGU
Molecule: messenger RNA, 1355 nt
Organism: Aspergillus saccharolyticus JOP 1030-1
Lineage: Eukaryota; Fungi; Ascomycota; Eurotiomycetes; Eurotiales; Aspergillaceae
Product: deubiquitinase OTU2
Exons: 2
Coding region: 161-1165 (334 amino acids)
Biological process (GO): protein deubiquitination
Molecular function (GO): cysteine-type deubiquitinase activity
Source: RefSeq, a predicted model, not a curated record